GAAGACAUGGAGCGCUAUGGACAGUCUCCACGAAUCCAGUAGGAACCUCUCAGCUGAAGACAGAAACAUUUCUCAGUGAAUAAACAAACAAUUUGAGAGAGUGGACGGCAGAGAAGGGUGGCCCGCGUGAGGAUGGAGUGCGCAUUUGACGCACAAAACCUGAUCUCCAUUUCUUUGAGGAAAAUCCAAAGCUCCAGGACGCAGAGAGGAGGCAUCAAGCUCCACAAGAACUUACUGGUAACGUACGUGCUGAGAAACGCCAGGCAGUUUUACAUGAGCAAAAACUUGUCGCAGGCGCACAGGACGCACCACUACGAGGACGCAGCCGCAGUCCCAGAAAAGCAAGAUUAUCUCGAACUGACCGGGAGCUUUACAGAGUUUUCGGAUGACUUCUACUACAACUUUAGCGGCGUGGAAUCGGACACUUGGCACUGCGGAGCGCACUCGCACGGCGGCCAGCCUGUGGAUGUGGCGCACCAGGACGCGCCUGCCUGCGCGAUGGUUCCACAGACUGAGCUCAUGGUUCCCGACGCCUGCUGGAGUUGCGCAGAGAAAUCCUCCUGGGAAUUACCUGUCCCAAACACGCAAGCCAACCAGAAGACGGUCCUGGACUUGGACACGCAUGUGGUGACUACGGUUACGAACGGAUUCUUCCACUCUGACUGUUGCGCGCAGCCCAGACAGCCGCAGGGCGCGCACACUUAUUACACUAAAAAGCGAAAGAUGGACACAAGUUAUUAUAUCGUCGAUCCAGAGUUUUAUUUGCCGGACUUUGGGCCAGUGCCGUGCAAACGAAUGAUGACUGACGAGGACUCGUAUUUGGACCCGGAGCAGUUGGACACGGCGAACAUCUCCAACCUGAUCUCGGUGCUGGGUUCAGGUGGACUCUCCGAGUUCGUGAGUUGGCAGCAGACGGACCUCGAACAAAUAUUCGUCACUCAGACAAUUUGUUUAAAACAUACACUGUUAUCAGGCAACGGUUGGACCAGAGCAAUCGAAGCAUUUUGAUUUGUACCACUUUUUUUUUGUACCUCUUUUGUCUUUUCUUUGAAAUAAAUGGUGACAAUACUGCAAAGCUCUCUGCUCACUUAUUUAAAAAAAUAUAUAUGUAUGGAGAUUAUGUCUAUUAAUCCUGCUCACUGACAUUUAUAUAAUUAUCUGACGGUAAAAUUAAUUGCACCUUUAAUUUAAAGCCUUGGUGGGGGGGGGGGGGUGGGGUGGGGGGGGGGGGACUUGGAGUCUGUCUUUGGUUUGCGUUUCCUGCAGAUAAAAAGUUGUUGCUGUUUCUCUAGAAGGACGUUGGAAGAGUGCCACCAUGUGGCCGAUAAAGAACUGUACAGCCUCGUGCACCAGAUCAACGCAGACUGGCGUUCUGUAAAUGUGUUAUUUAUAUGAGGGCCUGCACUUAUUAAUCAAUAAAACUUCCAUAAUUUAA
Molecule: messenger RNA, 1435 nt
Organism: Thalassophryne amazonica
Lineage: Eukaryota; Metazoa; Chordata; Actinopteri; Batrachoidiformes; Batrachoididae
Product: immediate early response gene 5-like protein
Exons: 1
Coding region: 133-1008 (291 amino acids)
Source: RefSeq, a predicted model, not a curated record